UAAACUCAUGUUAUAGCACAGGUAUCAUAACGAUAUGGAUCUUUAAGAUUAUCUUGAAUCAUUUGCUUGUUGGAAAAUAUAUAUGUUCUGUGUUGUGGGAGGAAUCAGUGAAUGGAUAUAGUUUGUUGGUGAGAACCUGUCUUCAACUACACCUUGGUUUUAGAUUAUAUAGUUUACUAUUUAUCUUUUGAUCGAUCUAAAUACAUGCUUGAGAUGGCUCUUGGCAGUCCAAACAGCAUCAAUGGGUUCCCAAAAGGGCUGGUCAAAGUGUUCCUUUCAACACAUAUUUGGCGGCAAGGCACUAGUCCUAUCUGGUGGGGUGCAGAACUAAAGAUCACUGCUGCAGAAGCAGAGAUAUAUGUUUUAGAUCGUGAUCCUUAUAAAGGAAGUGCACAAUACUAUCAAAGGUUAAGUAAGAGAUAUGAUGUACAAAACCUAGAUAUAGAAGCUGCUGAGAAUCAGAAGAAAAGUGCUUUGGUUCCAAUUGUGUGUGUCAACUUGCGUAGGAAUGGAGAAGGAAAAUCUGAAUCUCUUUUAUCGACUAAUAAUUAUGGCGGGUACAUUGCCCCAUUGCCACUAGGAUGGGAGAAACGCUCUGAUGUCGUGACUGGGAAUGCAUAUUAUAUUGAUCAUAACACUAGGACCACGACAUGGAAUCAUCCUUAUCCAGAUAAACCUUGGAAGAGAUUUGACAUGACAUUUGAAGAGUUUAAGAGAUCUACCAUCUUGUCACCAAUAUCUCAACUAGCUGACAUUUUUCUGCUUGCUGGUGAUGUUCAUGCGAUAUUAUAUACUGGUUCAAAAGCUAUGCACAGCCAAAUUCUUAGCAUAUUUAAUGAGGAGGCAGGCAAAUUUAUACAGUUUUCUGCAGCCCAGAAUAUGAAAAUCACUCUGCAGAGAAGAUAUAAAAUGCAAUUGUUGACAGCUCACGUCAGAAGCAAUUGGAGAUAUUUCUUGGACUAAGGUUGUUCAAGUAUCUACCAUCAGUUCUAGUUCAUCCAUUAAAUGUAAGUCAGUG
Ilex paraguariensis (yerba mate) is the source of this 1018-nucleotide messenger RNA. The record is from the annotation of a GenBank genome assembly. Lineage: Eukaryota; Viridiplantae; Streptophyta; Magnoliopsida; Aquifoliales; Aquifoliaceae.